AUGGAUGCACGACGUCGGGGGGGGUCGAAAUUCCCAGAGAUCGACGUCUUUGGUGAUACGACGAUGGUGGAGAGGAGCCAGUUGGUUCUUCAGGAGUCUGCCUCCCAACUUCCUCCCGAGACUCCGAUCGAGUCUGUGGAUCCUCCACAGGAUGCUGGAUUUCAGAUUUUGACGCAGACGUUGGAUCAGACUCUGGGGAGGAGUCCGGGAACAUAUUGUAGGGGGAUGGGGAAUGCCCGACAGAGGGAACCUCGACCGCGGUCAUUGUCGCAGGCAAACAGUCAGGUGACUGUUUUGACAUCGCGGGUUGCCGAGCUUGAGGGUCAGAUGUCGGUGAUUCUGCAGUCCCUCGCGCGGUCCGGCAUUCCAAUCCUGAAUUUUGGUGCGCCAACCUCUGAGCCCGUCCACCCCGAGCAUCCCCAGCAGACCACGGCCCCUGUAGACGCCCAGACCUCCGAGCCGCAUAUGGCAGAUGACCAAAUGAGUGGCAGUGCAGAAUUCUCCUACGUUCAGAGCUCUAUGAUUAACAUGAAUUUUGAUAGAUCUGUGCAUUGUCAAUCUUUGGUGGAAGAAUUGUCAGCUUCUCACUCAACAGAUCUGAAGCAGCGUGCAUAUGAAUUGCAAGCUGUCAUUAGCUUAGAUGCUCCUGCAGUUGAGAGUAUUAUGCCGUCAGACGCAAGUUGUGAAGACAUUGAGAACCCUAAUUUAGACCCUUACCAUAUAACUCCAUCAAUUUCAAGAAUUCUCUUCAUCUUUCGACUGCAAAUUGAUAAAAGCCUUUCAUUCCUCAAUGGCUAUGUCCAACAAGCACUAGAGAAAGGUGCUCAGCCCUAUAUUCCCGAUAAUGAGCGCUCUGGAAUGUUAAAUAUCAGCAACUUCAGUAACCAAGAUCAGCAUGAAGCUUUAACCCAUGGUCUUAGGUUUGAGGCAUAUGAGCUUCCAAAGCCAGCAGUGCCAUCAAGAAUUCCUCCAGCUGCAGUUGCAUCCUCAACCGAGCUUGUUCCAGUUCCUGAACCAUCUUAUGCUAGGGAGAUCCGCCAGCCUGCAUCAUUGCCACCUAUGUCAGAUGCAGGAUCAUCGGAACUUAAGUUACGACUAGAUGGCGUUCAAAGAAAAUGGGGUAUGCCAACAUAA
Messenger RNA from Prunus armeniaca (apricot), 1134 nucleotides. The record is from the annotation of a GenBank genome assembly. Lineage: Eukaryota; Viridiplantae; Streptophyta; Magnoliopsida; Rosales; Rosaceae.